AUGCUGCUGCGAACGCAGCGGAUUGCGAGCACCUCGGGGGCCGAUGUCCCAAUUGUUUCGAUCGACGAUGGGAUCGAAGACGUGCAGCUGGCACCGCAGGUGCACCUGAAUAAUCCCAAACAGGACGCUGUAGAAUGCUGCAACUGCUGGCGCAGUGGGGACGAAACUGGAGAUGAUGAUAUGUGGCUGGUGAUCACCCUUGUGCUGCCACUGUUCGAGCAGGAAUAUCUGGAUGCGAUCGACGCUAUCAUUCACCAGCAUUACGUGGACGAUAUGCUCAUCAGUGCCGAAACGGAGGAGGAAGCAAUGCAGCUAGCUACGGACGUGAAGAAGAUCCACGAGUCCGGUGGAUUUUUGAUGCGGAACUGGAUAUCAAACUCACCGGCGGUCGUUGCUGCGCUUGACGGGGAAGGGACCAACGAGAAGAAUCUGAGCAUAGGGGAAGCGGGGAGCACCGGAAAAGUGCUCGGAAUGUGGUGGGAUACGAAAGCCGACUACUUCACAUACAAGGUAUCCGCCCGCCAUGACGCUGAGUUAUUGGCUGGUAAUAGACGACCGACGAAGCGUGAAGUGCUUCGGACCCUGAUGAUGGCGUUCGACCCACUCGGGUUGAUCAGCCACUUCCUCAUGUUCCUUCGAAGCCUUCUUCAGGAGAUUUGGAGAGCGUCCGUCGACUGGGAUGAGGAGAUUCACGACUGUCACUUCGAAAAAUGGCUGACCUGGUUGCGGAUUCUCCCUCAAGUUUCGAACGUGAAAAUUCCUCGCUGCUAUCGCAUCGCAACUUCUGCAGGAGAGAACACCGUCGUACAAAUGCACACUUUCGUGGACGCAAGCGAGAAUGGAUUUGCGGCCGUCGUCUAUCUGCGGUUCCAAGAAGGAAGUACCGUGGAGUGUUCGCUAGCUGGAGCAAAAACCAGGGUCGCUCCGCUAAAAUUCCUAUCUGUUCCGCGAUCUGAGCUGCAGACGGCCGUCAUUGGAGUCAGACUGGCGGAUUCUAUUAUGGGAUCUCUUUCGAUAAAGGUUCAAAGGCGCUACUUCUGGACCGAUGCGAGGGACGUGAUGUGCUGGUUGCAUUCGGAUCACCGGCGCUAUAGCCAGUUUGUAGGAGUUCGAAUUAGCGAGAUACUGGAGUCGACGGAGAUAAAAGAAUGGCGGUGGGUUCCCACAAAGUUGAACGUGGCGGAUGAUGGGACCAAGUGGAAGGGAUGUCCUGACUUGAGUGCAUCCAGCAGAUGGUUUUGUGGACCUGAUUUUCUUCGAAACCCCGAGGAAGAGUGGCCAACGACCUCGCAGAUUGUGAAGGCGACCGAUACGGAGCUACGUCCGCAUCUACAUCUUCAUUUCAAGGCUUUCGACCCGAUCAUCGAUGCUAGCCGGUUCAGCAAAUGGACAGUCCUUUUGAAAACUACUGCGUAUGUGUUCAGAGCCAUCAAAAAUAUGCAACGGUCCUUCCGAAAUUCUCCGAAGGCGCACAAACCUUUCUCCCGUGAUGAGUUUGUCAUGGCCGAGAGCUAUCUCUACCAGGUGGCCCAGAGGAGCACGUAUAUUGAGGAAAUCGCCAUCCUGUCUACAAAGCUCCAAAAACCGUGUGAAAAACCGAUUCCCAAAAGCAGCUCCAUCUACCGCCUCUGUUCGAUCAUGGAUGAAAAGGGGAUUCUACGGAUUCGCGGACGAACCAACGCUUGCCAGUUCAUCGAUAGCAGCAUCGCCAAUCCCGUCAUUCUGCCACGAGACCACCAUAUUACUCGGCUUAUCGUACUGGACGUCCAUCAACGCUUCCUGCAUCAGAACCACGAAACCAUCGUAAAUGAGCUGAAACAACGCUUCUACAUUCCUCACCUCAAGGCAGUCUACAAGUCGGUCCGCAAUAGCUGUCAAACCUGCAAGAACGAAGGAGCUCGACCACAAGCACCGCUGAUGAGCGAUCUGCCGCCUGCUCGUCUAGCGGCCUACAGUCGACCUUUCAGCCACAUGGGGGUGGAUUAUUCCGGCCCAAUGACGGUAUCCAUAGGCCGCCGAACGGAGAAACGCUGGGGGGUCUUAGUCACUUGCCUGACCGUACGGGCAAUCUACCUGGAAGUCGCGCACUCACUGACAACUGAUUCGUGUAUCAUGGCUCUGCGCAACGUCAUGGGCAGGAGGGGAGUACCAGUCGCCAUAUACAGCGACCAUGGUACGAAUUUUGUAGGGGCCAAGAAGGAGCUACACGCCGCACUCGAAGAAUUGGACCACGAUAGGAUCGUAGCGGAAUUUACUUCACCUCAAACCACCUGGCACUUCAUCCCUCCUAUGUCCCCUCACAUGGGAGCAGCUUGGGAGAGGCUGAUUCGGACGGUCAAACAGAACCUGGAGAAGCUGCUUCCGAGUCGUCUGCCAUCCGACGAAACGCUGCGGAGUACGCUCAUUGAGGUGGAAAGUAUCGUCAACUCGAGACCCCUGACGGAAAUACCUCUUGGCGACGAUCAAUCUCCUGUGCUGACACCUAACCAUUUCAUCAUGGGGUCGUCGAAUGGAAUGCUGCCGUGGACCUGCUUCGAUGACAACCCCACCCGAUUGCGGCAGAACUGGCGGAUGUCACAAAGCCUAGCGGAUCAAUUUUGGAAGCAAUGGCUGCAUGACUACCUCCCUUCACUGACUCGUCGAGCGAAGUGGUUCACUGAAGCGAAGCCGAUCAAGGUCAACGACAUCGUGGUCAUUGUUGACGCACGGUUUCCUCGCAACUGCUGGCCCAAGGGGCGAGUGAUCGCCACUAAUGUAGCACCAGAUGGGCAAGUCAGGUGGGCUACAGUGCAGACCGCUAAAGGUAUAUACGAGCGACCAUUCGUCAAACUCGCGGUGCUCGACGUCGGCGUAGGAGGAAAUGCAACUCAGAUGGAUCUUCGGUGCAUUGAAGGGGGGAGUGUUGCGCGCGCCACGUCGACCAGCGAGCCUAGUCCGUCCCUGGUUGUCGACAACAAACGUCAGCCGUGA
Messenger RNA from Uranotaenia lowii, 2970 nucleotides. RefSeq lists its product as uncharacterized. The transcript has 3 exons. NCBI's taxonomy places the organism in Eukaryota, Metazoa, Arthropoda, Insecta, Diptera, Culicidae. Gene Ontology annotation, biological process: DNA integration. The record is from RefSeq and is a predicted model, not a curated record. Gene Ontology annotation, molecular function: nucleic acid binding. Bases 1 to 2970 code for a protein of 989 amino acids.